Molecule: messenger RNA, 546 nt
Organism: Colletotrichum aenigma
Lineage: Eukaryota; Fungi; Ascomycota; Sordariomycetes; Glomerellales; Glomerellaceae
Gene: HGT1-3
Product: High-affinity glucose transporter
Exons: 1
Coding region: 1-546 (181 amino acids)
Biological process (GO): carbohydrate transport; transmembrane transport
Cellular component (GO): membrane
Molecular function (GO): carbohydrate:proton symporter activity
Source: RefSeq, a predicted model, not a curated record
AUGGAUUCCAACUCUAAUCCUACCACAUUCCGAACCGUGGCAGAGAUCCUCGCGUCAGAUUCUCGGCCUACGCUCUCUUCCCUCACGCCUUCCCUCGUCCGUCUCUAUGCCAUCCUUGCGCCAGCUUGCCUCGUUGUCUGCGCGACUAACGGCUACGACGGCUCAGUCUUGACCGGCCUCCAGGGCGUAGCCGCCUGGAAUCAUGAGUUCGGGAGUCCCAAAGGAGCUCUCUUGGGGAUCACCAGCGCAGCUUACCCUCCCGGCGCAAUUCUCUCAACUCCCUUCUCAGCCAUGAUCUCCGACCGUUUCGGGCGGAAAUGGUCUAUCCUUAGCGGCAGUAGUAUCAUGACCAUCGGUGUGCUGAUACAGUGCCUCAGCCACUCCAUCGGACUCUUCAUCGGGGGACGUAUCGUCGUCGGGUUCGGCAUCACCAUGGCCCUCGCCGCCGCCCCGGUGCUGAUAUCAGAGCUCGCACAUCCCCGACACCGCGUCCUCUUCGGUUCGCUGUACAACACCAGCUUCUAUCUUGGCGCCCUGACUGCUUGA